UUGAACAACUGACUUGAUGCUGGAAGGUCUAUUUAUAACGUUACAAUGUACUGCACUUUACAUGAUUCAUUUCUAAGGAAUGUUGAUCGUAUAUUGUUAUCCAAGCUGUUGCCUACAUUGUUCCUUAUCGAACACACCUCCGUAUUAAACUCAAAUCUUGCCGCUAGAGGACUUGAUCAUGUGACCUAGCUUAUACAUGUAACAACAAAAACAUGGAGAGCAGAGGAUGCUGCAGUGUGUUCGGGACGUUGACUGCGUGAGGUCAGCAACUCUUUCGUAAGCAUAGCAUCCAUGGAAACCAUAGAUAACGGAUAAAAUGGAGUCCACUAACGAUACCUGUAAUGAUGCAGCAGAAAACAAAGAGAAACUGUCCGGUUCUCCAGAAAAAAUCCCAUACAAACUGUUUGGGAAGAAGAUUUUCAAGACAAGUAGCAGUUUGGUUGCCUCAACCCAGUUACUUCAGAACCCUGUGCCAACACAGGAUUGUGACAUCAUCCUGUGCUUUCCACAUGACACUGAGACAGCCACUCUGAUGUGGCUCCUAGACAGACUCCGGGCAAGGUCACCAGAGGUCAUAGUUCAUGUACGUCACCACAGCAACACUAAAGAGGCUGUGUUCCAUCUCACUGCUACAUAUGAAAGCUUGCUGCGUGGAGCGGAGGAUGUGGGAGUGUGUAAACUGCUCAAGGAGGACUAUGGAGGGGGAAUGAAGGAGUUCACCUUCGAGGACCAAGACUGCUUUGCUGGUGUGGAGAACAAGGAGGAAUUCUUUACGACUCAGGAACGCCAAAGUAUCAUACACUACAUGCUCAACAACCUCAGGGCUGUCAAGGGGGAACAACUCUGCAAGGUGAAGUUCCUGGAGGGACAACCAAUAGUUCCCCUGUUACAGUCCAAAGGUAUUGUGUCACAGGUGUUCCCCCUCCAUAACCAGGACACACGACUAGGGAUGAGGAAAUGCUGGGUACAGGGGUUCUUCAAGAAACAACCACUGGAUAAGAUCCGCGACUACUUUGGAGUGAAGAUCGCUAUGUACUUUGCCUACCUUGGUCAUUACACACUUGCUCUAUGUAUCCCAGCAUUCCUUGGGGCACUAAUUUGGUUUUUCCAAGGACAGGAUGAGACUGUUGAUGACCAGUGGUUUGUAGCGUUUGCCCUAUUCAAUGCUUUCUGGGCCACACUGUACCUGGAGCACUGGAAACGGCGAAGUUCUGAGCUGGCCUAUGAGUGGGGCACUCUGGACAAGAAGGAUGAGUUGUUAGAUGAUCCACGUCCACUCUUUUCGGGAAGUUUACGAGAAAGUCCUGUGACUGGGAGACAGGAACCCUACUAUGCGCCAUGGAAGCGUAAUCUGUUCCGUUACUUCAUCAGCUGGCCAAUCAUCUUCCUGUGUCUUUGCCUGGUGUUCGUGGUCAUGUUGCUGAUCUUCCAGCUCCAGGAAUGGAUCAACAACCUGGUAGCUAAGGGAGAUAUCCCAGGGUUCUGUACUUUCCUGCCCAAGGUCCUACUAGCUGUUUCCAUUGGUAUCCUUGACGAGGUCUACAAGAAAAUUGCCUACUGGCUCAACCACAUAGAAAAUUACAGAAUGACUGAGACCUAUGAAAAUCACCUGAUAAUAAAACUGGUCUUGUUCCAGUUUGUGAACUCCUUUCUAUCGCUAUUUUACAUAGCGUUUUACCUACAGGACAUGGACCGUCUACGAGACCAACUUGCAGCCAUUUUGAUAACACGUCAGGUGAUUGGGAACAUCAAGGAAGCUCUGUUGCCAUACCUUCUGUGGAAGAUCAAACUGUACAAGGUUGGGUAUGAAAUGACCUGUGAUGCUUCUACUACAAACAAAACAGAGGUCUCUGAUCUCACUGAGUCUAUAGGAGGUAAGGACGAGGUCAGAGAAAGAAAGAAGGUCCAAGAUAAAAAUGAGUUGAACAAUGCUGGAAAAAGUGAGGCAGCUGGACGACAGAGGAAGCCGUCACUAACGCAGGCAGAGGUGGAGAGCACCAUGAAUAAGUAUGAGGACACAUUUGAGGACUUCCUGGAGAUGUUUAUACAGUUUGGGUAUGUAACCCUGUUCUCCUCCGCAUUCCCUCUGGCUGCCCUCUGUGCCCUUAUGAACAACAUCGUGGAGAUCAGAAGUGAUGCCUUCAAGCUGUGCAUGAACCAUCAGAGACCAUUCGGCCAGCAGGUGCAGAACAUAGGAACAUGGCAGGAUGCCCUUGAACUGAUGGGGGUCAUCGCUGUCAUUGUAAACUGUGCUCUCAUUGGUAUCUCAGGUCAGGUGACCAGGAUGGUACCCAACUCCAGUAUCGUGUCGACCAUCAUCAUCAUCGUGAUCUUAGAGCACAUCAUUCUUGUCCUCAAGUUCCUUAUAGCAUAUGCUAUUCCUGACAUACCAGAAGCCAUAGCAACCAAAAAAGCUAAACUUGAGUUUCUACGACGACAAGCAUUAAAAAAACUAGAGUCCCAACUCUCAACAUCAGUGUCAGCCAGUCCCACAGACAAGUUGUGUCGACAGAAAUCCCGGUCAGAGAGCAACGGCCAUACCAGACAGAUUGGACACCCUGAAGGAUUUAACCGGAAUUACUACCAAACAGUGACUGUCAGCCCAUCCUCCCCUUACCAGAAAAACCUUGGGGAGGUGCGCCUCUCCUCAGCCAACCAGGGACCAGCCAGCGAAACCUCACACACAGGGCAUUCCCCCCAUAUUGUCAGUACUUCCUUUACAAAUAUACCAGACCUAAAACUCAGUGCUGCCUCUCUACGGACAGGCCAAAACAUCUGUACAAUAAAGACACCUUUAGGUAAACCAACAUCCACAUUUGUGUCCAAAGUUACAAUCGCACCGAAGCGCAGUGCAUCCAACACACCAGAGGUGUCAACAGUGUCUUCAGUGGAGGGCAGUAGACAGGGUCCGGCCCGGGACCUACUGCCCUCUUACAUACCUCCCCAACCCUACAGGAGCAUCUCAGCAGGUCUGUCCCACAGAGCUAAUAGUCCAGACGGAGGAGACACUACACCAAAAGGAUGUACUCCUCCAAGACCAAUGUCUCCAAAAAACUGUCCCGAUUCAAAGAUCCCUGUGAGGAUUUCCGAUUACGGGAGUUCUGGGUAGGAGAGAAGGGCUUGUUACUAUUUAUUGUUGAUUAUUGUACAUAUAUUAUGUUGAUGGUCCUUAUAUAACACACUUACUAAUGUGCUUGUUGCUGUUAUAGACAGGGUAUCUACACUCGCUCACUGUACAGUGUUGUGUUGAUUAGUGUCAUCGGUGCUACCUACAAUCAGUUCAAUGUUCAAGCAAUUCAAUACUUAUUGAAACCUAUUUUAACCAGAGAAUUAGGUCAAACUUGUAAUUCAGGAUAUUCAUAAAAAUAGCUUUUGUAUACUUCUUUCAUGUUAGCAUUGAUAAUCAUUCAUGUCUGGCAAUAACCUUUCUAGACAGUGGUGAACCCUGGUGGCAACCAUUCUAGACAGCAGUGACCCCCUGGUGGCAACCAUUCUAGACAGUGGUGACCCCUGUGGCAACCAUUCUAGACAGUGGUGACCCCUAGCGGCAACCAUUAUAGACAGUGGUGACCCCUAGUGGCAACCAUUCUAGACAGUGGUGACCCCCUGGUGGCAACCAUUCUAGACAGUGGUGACCCCUGGUGGCAACCAUUCUAGACAGUGGUGACCCCUAGUGGCAACCCUUAUAGACAGUGGUGACCCCUGGUGGCAACCAUUCUAGACAGUGGUGACCCCCUGGUGGCAACCAUUCUAGACAGUGGUGACCCCUAGUGGCAACCAUUAUAGACAGUGGUGACCCCUAGUGGCGACCAUUAUAGACAGUGGUGACUCCUGGUGGCAACCAUUCUAGACAAUGGCGACCCCUGGUAGCUGCAAUUUCCAACAGACUUGACAAGGUUCUUGACAGUUAUUGUGCUAGAAGCAUUCUAAGGGUGAGACUAUCAUGAACUUUUAACAUUAAAAAGCUUUGUUAAUACAAAUUGCUGAAUUAUGUAACACAUGUAUUAACUGAUCCCUUUCCUGUCAUCAAUUUAGUUGCAAGAAAUCCUGAAUUACAAGUUAAAUAUUGUCUGGCCUGUCUCUCAAUUUUAGUUUCGAUAGUGAGAGACUUUUAGGCGUCAUAUUUCGAAAAUCUUUGUUGUUAUGGUUCCAAAUAGUUCUGUCUGUUAUACCCUGCAGCUGUUAGAAGGGCUAUGGCGGAAUCCCAUCAUCAACAAGACAGGACUGGCUUUCUCUGUUCAUGGUGUUGUAUGUUGAGUUGUACUAAGUUGAUUUACAUGCUGUGGUAAAGUCUAUAUAAUUUGUUGUUGGAUUUCUUUAUCAUUUUUGUUUUAGUUACAGUAGGUAUGAUACAAGGUAUGUGAGAUUCAAAGCUUUAACCUAUUUAAGCAUUACAGGGUAUGUGAGCUUUGUUUUUUUCUUUAUAUUGUUAGUUAGAAUGUACCGGUAUAUGAGAUGUUAGUUAGAAUGUAUCGGUAUGUGAGAUGUUAGUUAGAAUGUAUCGGUAUAUGAGAUGUCAGUUAGAAUGUACAGGUAUGUGAGAUGUCAGUUAGAAUGUACCGGUAUGUGAGAUGUUAGUCAGAAUGUACCGGUAUAUGAGAUGUUAGUUAGAAUGUAUCGGUAUAUGAGAUGUCAGUUAGAAUGUACAGGUAUGUGAGAUGUCAGUUAGAAUGUACAGGUAUGUGAGAUGUUAGUCAGAAUGUACAGGUAUGUGAGAUGUUAGUCAGAAUGUACCGGUAUCUGAGAUUCAAAGCUUUAACCUAUUUAAGUAUUACAGGGUAUGUGAUGCACUGUAUUUGUAAUUUUAUUUACAUGGUAACCAUAAUUUGAGUUCAAAUUUAUCUGGUAUUGUGAGAUUUAAUUUUAAUUACUGUGAUCAGUGGAAAGUGACAGCUAGGUAUCAGUAGGUUGGUCCUAAGUGAUUGGGAUAGUGAGCGCGAGGUGAGAGCUGUUUAAGUGAGAACUGAUAGUUUUUGUUUCCCUCUCUGCUGGUGCUGUCUGUAGUUAUUUGUUUCCCUCUCUGCUGGUGCUGUCUGUAGUUAUACUCCAACUUGUGUGCAAUACAAUAUUACACAGAUCUAUAACCCCGUUAUUGUGUACAUUAGCUUUGUGGUAGAUGGUCCAGUAUAGUCAUUGUUUUGUAUUAGAUCUGUGAUUACACAUUAGCUGUGUGGUAUAUGGUCCAGUAUAGUCAUUGUUUUGUAUUAGAUCUGUUCAGUAUUUUGUUGAUCCAGAGCAUCUACAGGGUAAAUGUGAAAUCAUUUUAUUUGCGAGUGUUAAAGUAUUUUGAUGAUUGUAGAGUAUGGAGUAUUUGUGAAAGUCCUUGGCCAUUCCCCCUUGUGUUACUGGUAAUCCUCCAUAUCAGAAAGAUAAUCCGCUAAAUUUUGUCCUGUUAUUUUGUCGGAAUGAGAGAUAUGUAUUUUAUGACCUUUGUAAGGUCACAUAGUUUGGUUCAUCAGCGAACCGUAUUGACCAAUUAUCUCCCUUCCCUUACAGAAGAGUAUAACCGUAGAGAUUGCGCUUGUAAAUGUAUUUUGUACUUUUUUUCUUUUAAAUUGAUGACUGAUUACAAGUACAGUAGAUUCUUCUUAGUGUUGAUCUUUUGUAGUCAAAAGGAAAUACAGAUUAUCAAAAAUAGGAUAUGGAAAAUGAAAUUAUGCAGAUGAAAUAAUCAGGGAUUGCUUCUGUACAGGUUUUAUAAAUGAGGGCCCGUUUCUGAGUGAAGGCCCAGUGAUCAGCUUAAUCCAAAAAAAAACAGUUAUUCUUGUCAUCAUUUUCAAUCCCUUUAUUCUCAAUUUUAAUCUUUUGGAAUACCCUGGUAUAUUUUAGAUGAAUUAUCAUUAAAGUAAUUAGUGUUUGCAGAACUGGGCCCCGGGGGGAGGAGUUUUAAUGAUUUUCAGCAAGUAGAUAAAGAAAGUUACUCUCAACAUUAUUUGCCUAUUUUGAUUUUGUUUUGUUUUGUUAAAGCUAGAAGAUUGCAGCAUUGUUGGAUGUUGAUGAAUUUUGCACAUGUUUUUAUUAUUCUUGUUAUUUUAAUCUAGUUACUAAUGGUCAUGCUCCAGAGUACACAGCAUAUCAACUUUUCCUGGACAAACGUAGAUAUUGAAGCUAGUCUUAAUUUGCUAUAGCCGAGGUUCAUUGCCUUGGACAAUCAUAGAUAUUGAAGCUAGUCUUUUCUAUAGCCGAGGUUCAUUGCCUUGGACAAUCAUAGAUAUUGAAGCUAGUCUUUGCUAUAGUCUGACUUCGUUCCCUUGGACAAUCGUGAACAUUGAAGCUUCAGAUAAGGCCCUGUUGAUCUAGAGUAAGAGACAUUGGGGCUGGUUCUAGUGCUCUACUGUUGAUCUAGACUAAGAGACAUUAUAAGGGCUGGUUUUGGGGUGCUAACUGGUUCUAGUCCAGCUCCAAUGCUCAGUACUGGGGAUCCUCCGGGCAAUCUGUGUCAUAUUAUGUAUAAACUUUACACCAAUAUAUUGGUUUAUUUUUCAAAACAUUAUGAGGUGUCUGGUUAUUUUAUUUUCAUGACAAUUUUUGUCAGCCUUUUUCCAAAUAAAUCUUAACAAA
This is a messenger RNA of Mizuhopecten yessoensis (Yesso scallop), 6561 nucleotides long. RefSeq names its product anoctamin-8-like. The transcript is spliced from 13 exons. Lineage: Eukaryota; Metazoa; Mollusca; Bivalvia; Pectinida; Pectinidae. Gene Ontology annotation, cellular component: plasma membrane. Gene Ontology annotation, molecular function: chloride channel activity. The record is from RefSeq and is a predicted model, not a curated record. Gene Ontology annotation, biological process: chloride transmembrane transport. Bases 317 to 3109 code for a protein of 930 amino acids.